Erpetoichthys calabaricus (reedfish) is the source of this 6100-nucleotide messenger RNA. RefSeq names its product MCF.2 cell line derived transforming sequence a (gene mcf2a). The transcript is spliced from 30 exons. The record is from RefSeq and is a predicted model, not a curated record. Gene Ontology annotation, cellular component: cytoplasm. Lineage: Eukaryota; Metazoa; Chordata; Cladistia; Polypteriformes; Polypteridae. Gene Ontology annotation, molecular function: guanyl-nucleotide exchange factor activity; protein binding. The coding region runs from base 811 to 4212 and encodes 1133 amino acids. Gene Ontology annotation, biological process: intracellular signal transduction; dendrite development.
GCAGUUCUUCUGGUGUAUAAACCGUCCCGUCUGUCUCCAGUGUGACUCUUGCCAGAUGACAGGCAGAAGCCGCGCAGCCAGCCGAUCGCCGGGAGGCUCUCCACGGGGGCCUCGCCAGAGCCAAAAGUCACAGUGACGGCAGCUGGGCGUGUGGGCUGCGGUGUUUUUGUGAGGAACAAACGAGUUUGUGUGUGUGUGAGAGAGAGAGAGCGAGGAAUAGAAUGAGCGAGCGAGAGAGUGAGUGAGCGCGGGGCACAAACUCGUCUCGGAUAUCAAGGCGGGAGCGCAGGUGCCGUGAGAGGCGCGCACAAGUCGAGGCUUCAGUGUGGCUUGGAGAUGCUGAAGCUCGUCACGGAUACCCCGGGCUGGGCUCUCCACACUACAUCACACUCUCUCCUUCAGCGCUCAAAGGUUGCAGAGGAUGCACGACGUUAGCCUAAUUAAAAUCUCCAAGUCUGCAGAGAAAUUGGCCAGGUUUCAGAAGCCUGCGCCUGAAAGCUGACUCACUGGAGAGAAAAGGAGAAAAACGGUCCGAAGAGUGGCAGGACGCCUACUUAUAUCGAUCGGCGGACGCUUCAUAUGGGAGGAGCGGCUGAAGGAGUUUGCCCUGCCAGGUGGCUUUCUUGCCAUCUCUCCAAUGUAUAAAUUGCUACCUCCCGGUAUCCAGCUUCGAACUUUGUUUUAUGCAUUUAGUCAAGGUGACUUCGGAGUGUCUCUGCAUCCUUUGUCAACGCUCCAACUUAACGUGAGGUCGCCCUGAACUGACAAACAUGUGAGAAAUGAACUGAAGCCCAUGCAACCGAACUUGACAUGGGGACAUCGCCUCAGGAGCACCUGCGGAUAUCGGAGACAGAAAUGGAGAGUUACUACGGCUUGCUAAAGGCCGGCUCGCAACUGGAAUCGACGCUGCAGACAGAUGCUGCCUUGCCCUUGUGUAUAAAAGAAAUCAGGGAUUACAUGGAGAGUCAGAUUGCAUACCUUUCAGGUGGCAGAGGAGAGGAGUCUUCAUUUGUCAUCACUCUUCCAGAAUGUUCCAGUUUUCAUGAAGUCCCUGAAGAUGCCUUGACCAAAAUAUUGACCUAUUUAACAAUGAUUCCACGAAAACAAGAACCUGGCAUCAAAUUCAUUCUUAUCGUUGACCGGAGAAUGGACACUUGGGCAUCUAUUAAAGCCACCCUAUCACGUAUAGCGGCAUCCUUCCCUGGAAACUUGCAUUUGGUGCUGGUGCUACGGCCAACAGGAUUCAUUCAAAGGACAGUGACUGAUAUUGGAUUUCGUUUCAGUCAGGAAGAUUUUAUGCUAAAAAUGCCGGUUGUUAUGUUGAGCUCUGUCACAGACCUGUUGAGGUACAUUGAUGAGAACCAACUAACUCCAGAGUAUGGCGGCACUCUUGAAUAUUGCCACAGUGACUGGAUUGUCCUUCGCACGGCCAUAGAAAACUUUGCAGUCACAGUGAAGGAGAUUGCUCAGCAUUUACAGGCAUUUGGCACAGAAUUGGCAGAAACUGAGAUACCUAAUGAAGUCAACUUGAUUGAGGCACUCCUGGUUACACAGAAAGAAAAGUAUAAGCAGCUUAAGGAAGACAUUAGAUUGGUGAUGCGACAGGGUGGGCAGUUACUUGCCAACUUAGAGGAUUCCGGAAGUGAGGAAGCUGAUGCUGAACAGAAAAGGAAUGCCAGCCAAGACUGGGAGACUGUGCACAGGCUUCUGGGUCAGCUGCAUGAGAUGGAGACAGCAUUUGAUGGUUUCUGGGAGAAGCAUCAACUAAAACUGAAGCAGUAUCUGCAGCUGUGGAGGUUUGAGCAGAGUUUCCAGGAGAUGCAAGCUUCUCUUGAGGCCUUGUCAGCUCAGGAGAGAAGUAUCCCAACAGUUGGUGAAAGCAUUAUACAUACUGAACAGAUGAUCCGUGAACUUGGGUCACUGGAGAAGCAAUGCCAGGAUGAAAUGAGUCAGGCUCAAAUCCUUAUCCUACAGGGACACCAACUAGCGGCUAACCAUCACUAUGCUAUGGCACUUAUUUGCCAGCGAUGUAAUGAGCUGAGACACUUUUCAGACGUGCUUACAGCAAACCUAAGGGCCAAAUGGGUUGCUUUGAGCCGUUCACGGGAGUUGCAGGCUCACUUGGAUGAGGCGCUGCGAUGGUGUAAUGAAGGUGCCUACCUCCUGGCCAAUCAGCAGGUUGAUAAGUUCCAGACUAAAGAGGGAGCACAGGAAGCUCUGCGGGACAUUGAGCAUUUUCAGGAGGGAGCCCUUUCCCCUCUAAUUGUUGGUUCUGAAUUUUUGAAUCAAGAAACUGAGUCUGUACUCAGCCCUCAACUAAAGGCCCAAGUAACAGAAGUUCAAGAGAAAAUCAUGUCAGUACGUGGGAUGCUUCAGAACCGCCAGGUCUGUCUACGAAAGCUAGCUGACAAGCAAGUGCGUCCUGUUCAACUGGUAGCACCACGACCAGAGCAUCCACCACGUUCCAAAUCUCCACUAUUUUCUCCUAAACAUGGGGUGGACUUUAACUCAAGUAUCAAGUUCUCAUUUGAUCUAUCCUUGCCUGGGAAGAGAACCUCAAGAAAGAGCCCUAGCUCCAGGAAGAUUGAAGUAAUGCAUGACUAUCAGGAGACACGCAACUCCCUUUCUUUUAGCCUUGAUUGUGAAGACAGUCCUGAGAUGCAAAAACGUCAUGUAAUGAAAGAACUUAUUGACACGGAGCGAGUCUAUGUAGAAGAACUGCUGUCUGUCCUUUUGGGGUAUCGGGCAGAAAUGGAUAACCCUGCAUUGUCUCCUCUCCUGCCUCCAUUACUGCGUGAUAAGAAGAGCGUCCUCUUUGGUAACAUGGCUGAAAUAUACAACUUUCACAGCAGGAUUUUCUUGAAUGCCCUGGAGAGAUGCCUGGAGACUCCAGAACGAGUAGGGCACUGCUUUCUCGAAAGAAAGUCCAACUUCCAGAUGUAUGAACAGUAUUGUCAGAACAAGCCACGGUCUGAACUGCUCUGGAGACAAUGUUCCGAGAGCUUGUUUUUCCAGGAGUGCCAGAAGAAACUUGAUCACAAGCUUGGAUUGGAUUCCUAUUUACUCAAACCCAUUCAGAGACUCACUAAAUACCAACUUUUACUAAAAGAGCUACUAAAGUAUAGCGUAAGCAGUGAAGGGUCCAAAGAGCUAGAAGAGGCGCUUGAAGCCAUGCUACAACUACUUAAAUCAGUAAACGACUCUAUGCACCAGAUCUCCAUUACUGGUUAUGAUGGUGAUCUAGAUCAGCUGGGACGACUUCUUAUGCAGGGCUCCUUCAGUGUGUGGAUCAGCCACAAAAAAGGGCCCACCAAAAUGAAGGAUCUAGCUCGAUUUAAGCCCAUGCAGCGACAUCUGUUCUUAUAUGAAAGUGCCCUACUGUUUUGUAAGAAAAGAGAUGAACAUGGAGAGGGGUAUGACAAAACACCCUCAUACAGCUUCAAACACUACCUUAAGAUGAGUGCAGUAGGAAUCACUGAAAAUGUAAAAGGUGAUGCAAAGAAAUUUGAAAUAUGGUAUAGCGGUCGGGAAGAAGUGUACGUGGUCCAGGCUCCCUCUAUGGAUGUGAAGCUUGCCUGGCUAAAUGAAAUUCGUAAGGUGCUGACCAACCAGCAGAAACUUCUGAGAGAUGGCUCGUACAACUUUAGUCCAACCUCACAAGGAAUUGAGCUAUCACCACCUUUGUAUGACAGUAAGCGACAGAGGGCAUCAUUUAGCUCUGAAGAGAAUGAGUCUGGAAGGACAAGCCCAGUUAUGCUUGGAAGCAGUCCAGGUCACGUAGAAAAUCUCUCUCCUGAACAUCAACCUCAGCGCAGGAGCUGGUCAGGACUGUCUCACUCGGUGGAUAUUUGUGAGGGUCUAGAAGACUGGACUGUCACAAAUGACAUUUCUAACCCAUCAGACACAGAAGAGGAGGAUGAAGAAGAAGAGGAUGAGGAAGUGGGUGGUGUUCUACUGACCCUUGGCAGGUACAGUGCAAUUGCAGAGUGCAGGAGGGGUAGCUCAGAUGAUCCAAUUAUUAGGGUUGGUGAUGAUAUCCAGGUGUUACAGGAAGACCAAGGGAACAUGUGGCUAGUUAAGAAUUUAACAAAUAGAAUGGAAGGCUGGAUCCAUGGCAGCAGUUUACAGAUGGUGAUUGGGGAGAGCCAGGUUCACUCUGGAAGGCUGUCAGAUCCUGGGAAUCUCAAAACAAGAAAACUUAGUUCUCCAUAGGGGACCAAUUGACUGGGAAUGUGCACCUCUGGACUGAAGGAUUCGUGUUAAGAAGGACAACAUCAAAGCCUAAUUGAUAUAUAUUACGUGGAGUGCCCUUACACUGAGAAAAGCUGUUUUUUGGAGAGAGUUGCAAAAGUCCCUCAGAAGGCCCUUGAAGCAAGUCACUUUCUACCCAUCAAGUACCAGCAUAGCAAAUGACACAGUGUUCCUUUUCAAAAAGUGAUAUAUUCUAGUUGUUAGUGAUUCUAAACUUAUUUUUUUUAAUCAUCACUGUUCAAGACAUUUAUUUAUAUGAAUAUCCUUUAACUUGACAAGACAUUUUCGAAAACCUGACAUGACCUGACCAUGCACAACAAAACCUGUACUUUAAUAACUUUGAGGUGUACAUCCGUGAAUGGUCGUGUUGAGGUCUGACACAGUCACCGAGUAAUCAUCAUCAUCAUCAUCAAUGAGGCCAUUACUGACUGAAGAGGUUGAAGCCAAGUGCAGUGGUUGAAUUUACUGAAAAUACAUUUUGAGAACUUUUGUUAUGUUGCACUGAAAAAUAUUCUGAAAAUGUUUCUUUUUCUGUACAACCUAGAAUGUUUUUUUUUUUUUUUUACUUUCUGAUAUUAUUUAUCUUACCUGUAAAACAGCUAAGGUCUUUGAACCUGCUGUGCAACAUAUACAGUUAGACAUUUUUACAAUAUGAAGAAUGUUUCUUAUGUGAUUCAGUUUGAUGUUUGUUAGGACUGCACUGAGAGUAAUUUGCACUAUUUGAGCUUGGGCACUCCCUGCUGGAAUCUUUUACCCAGUGCAAGUCUAGUGAAUAAAGAUGCAGUCAUUACUGAUGAGUAGCAGUCUUAAGAAACAUUAGUCAAAGGCAAGUAUCUGGGCAUGGUAACGACAAUGGAAUAGUAACCAAUUGUAAUGUGAAUAACAUUUAAUUGUUUUAUUUUCUUACAAGAAGACUGUACAAUUUUAAAAUUAUAUUCUUUUGUUGAGAAAUUACCUGUUGGCAUCCAGACAUACUUGUAUUUCUGUAACUCACACUCUUUCCAAGGCUAAACACAUGUAAAUUGGUAUAAUAACUUGUGAGCCACUACACUGGAUUUAUACUAUGGAUCCCUGAUUCUCUUCUGCAGACUGUGCAAAGAAUAAACAGCAACUCAGCACUGUUUACAUGAUGAUACAGUGACAAAUGUGUCAUAGUGAUCGCAUCUGUAUGGAUACUGAGCAUGUGUCACCUACACGGCAUUGAUGUUCGUCUGAUUGACUUGCAUUUUAAUUAUUUUGACUAGAAUAUUCUCAUUAUUGGCAAAUUAAAUGCUGUAUUUUCUUAAACUAUUCCUUCCCCACAAUGGGUGAUGCUUGUACUGCUGAUUUCAAAUGACAUUGUUUACAUGCCAAAAUGGAAAUGUGCCAUACUGUUGAGUUUUAUUUUAUAUUUGAUGUUGAAAAUGUUUAUGUUAGAACCUUGCUUCUUUUCUUUAUUGCCUGAAGAGCACUUUAGUGAUAAAAGUGUAAACUAGAGUCUGCAGCUCGAUUGCUGUUGGCCAUGCGGCGGGUCCCGCUUUUUUCCACGUGGCCACAGAGCACUUUUUUUUUUUUUUUUUGCCCAUACGAAAAGGAAGUAUCUGCAGGAUAUUCUUAACACUCUUCCUGCUUUUGCUACUGAAUGGCAAUUUCAAUAAACACUUCCUUUCUGUCAACCCUUUUACAUUUGACAUCACGUUGCAUAAACAGCAUUGAUAAAAUAUUCAUGUAGAGGAUACUUUUUUAUUUCUGCCUAAUUGUUUUAUAAGAGAGUUGAUCUUUAAUGAAAAAAGUGGAAUCGUCAAUGGCAAACUGCAAUGGCCUGUUUGUAGUGCCGGGAUGAAAUAAAAAACAGUUCCAACACUGACUG